Daucus carota subsp. sativus is the source of this 1873-nucleotide messenger RNA. RefSeq lists its product as uncharacterized. The coding region runs from base 231 to 1628 and encodes 465 amino acids. NCBI's taxonomy places the organism in Eukaryota, Viridiplantae, Streptophyta, Magnoliopsida, Apiales, Apiaceae. The record is from RefSeq and is a predicted model, not a curated record. The transcript has 5 exons.
CAUAAUUUUCUUGUAGCUGAAGUAAUUUAGUGUUCUUUAAAGUCUUCAUGUUCCCAAAGCCAGAGUCUGAGUCUUCACUCUUCAGUGUAUCAUAAUCAAACUAAUUUUUUUUUUUUUGCUGCAAAUUGCUUUCUGAAUACAUUUGAACUCCUGUAGUCCAAGAUCUUGCUUGUAUCAGAAAGAUUAUAUCUACCCUAUCACAAAGAUUGAUCUUCUUCGAAUCUUUAGUCAUGGAUGUCGAAGAAUCCCCCAGCGUAAGUCUGAGACUCUUGGUAGACAGAAUGAAAAGUGAAGUAGUUUUUGCAGAAGCAAAUCACGAUUUUGUUGAUGUUCUCUUCAGUUUCAUGACAAUUCCUGUCAGCACAGUCCUUAAACUCACUGGUGAUCAAUCAUUCAGUUGUAUGAAUAACUUAUGUGCUAGUGUCAAAAAUUCGGAUGAGAAUUUACUAUUACACAAGAGUUGCAGAGAGGUAUUGCUUCAUCCCCGAAGUGCAGCUGAAAUUUACUGCAGAAACCUGAAAGUCAAUUGGUAUGAAACUGAUGGUAACGAGUACUUUGAAUGCGAAUCUUGUAACCUUGUUAGUUAUUAUUGGCAAAAUGGUCAUUGUUCUUGUGGAUGCCAAUUGCGUAAUGAGUUAAAAUUACCAAGUCCAAGCCCUAACCUACCAGGGGGUUUCACAAAAUCAACUACUCGUUUUAUGAUAACCAGUGACCUAAAUGUAAGGCCCCUCUCUACUAUGAAAGGUUUGAUGCUGCUUAAUUCGCUUGAAGGAGGUGAGAAUAAUAUGCUUGAAGAAAGAACUAUAGAUGUAGGAAAAGAUAAGAUUCUACAGUUGCUCAAGUUUUCACUGGUGUCAAAGAAUCCACUUACUGAAGCCUUCUUGCGUCUGGUCCCUCCCAGUAAUAAUAGUUGCAAUAUUACCAGCUUGUGUGGUUCAGUAAAUGUAGAUCAUAGCCAAGAGACGGUCAGUAGCUCAGCAAAGACGGAGGGAAUGAUUUCUUUAAAGCUUAUUAUCAACUCAGUCAAUAAUACAGUGUUAUAUGCAGAAGCUGCUAAUGACUUCGUCAAUUUACUAUGUAGCUUCCUGACAUUCCCAAUUGGUUUUCUUUUUCAAAAGAAUUCGUAUCUGCCCUUCAACGGAUGCAUGGAUAAUGUGUACAAGAGCAUUAACAAUAUUGAAGUUGAGCUCUUUAAAUCUCCAUUGAUGAAGGAAACUUUAGUCGAUUCAAGAUUGGCUCCUGGUCUUGCUCAGAUUAAGAAAGUUAUUAGUAUUAAAGACGCUACAGAACCAACGUAUCAGGAAUUUAUAGGGCAUUAUAAUGCUAAGCGAUUUAAUAGUAGCUCAAUGUCUCGCAACAAGGAAACAGUAAUUGCAAAUGGAUUUAUUAAAGGACCGUCCAGCUUUAUGAUAAUGGACAAUCUGGAAGUAAUGCCUCUAUCGCCAAUCUCAGGCUUAUGUCUAAUCAAGAGUAUGCAGAUACCUUUUGAUAAAAUUGUGGAGAAAGAAGUAGUCAUCGGUGAGAAAGAGGCCAUACGUCUCUUUACAGCUUCUUUGGUUGCGGAAAAUGCUCUCACUGAUGCUUUCUUGCGUGAUGAAAUAAAGCAGGAACAACAAGGGAAUGAGUGAACCAGCAUUCAAAAAUGCAUACAUGUGUGGAGAAAAGCUCAAUUGUGAUAAAAUCAUAUUUGUUUUUUUAUGGCAAUGUUCCCAGACUUGGUUAUUUAUUAUUGUUCUGCUCUUCGCAUGAACUGGCUUAUAUUACUAUGUUUACAUUGAUAGCUCAACAGCAAAGCUAUUCUCAAAUCUGUAAAAAUAAAUUACAUUUGGCACCAUGUUUAACCAAAAUAACAUUUCUGCUUUUUCUUGGAUUA